This is a messenger RNA of Contarinia nasturtii (swede midge), 658 nucleotides long. RefSeq lists its product as uncharacterized. The record is from RefSeq and is a predicted model, not a curated record. Lineage: Eukaryota; Metazoa; Arthropoda; Insecta; Diptera; Cecidomyiidae. Bases 122 to 514 code for a protein of 130 amino acids. Gene Ontology annotation, biological process: septate junction assembly. The transcript has 3 exons.
GUCUACUUGUUUUAGUCAUCAGUCUUGUUUGUGAAGUGAAAGAGUCAACACGGUUUUGAAAAUCUGCUCCCGAUUAUUCAUUAAUUUACUGUUGAAAUACCAAAAAAUAAAAAAUAUAAACAUGGCAGUAAGUCGUUUGUCGAUUGGAAAAUUUUUGGAAUUGAUCAUCACAAUCACGUGCUUGGUUCUCCACUAUAAAUCUCUUCACGAAUCUGAUCCUCAAACUAUAGUUUUGAGUUCCGGGACUUUCGUGGGAUACACAGUGAUUUUGGUGGGCUUGUUUGCAGGAUAUAUUCUCAGCACACCAAUCAACAAGCGCAUUGAUAUUUUCUUCAGUUUGAUCGGAUGUGCUCUGUUCAUUGCCACUGGUGCCCUGAUUUUGAGAGAUUGGGACAAUGGAUUCCAUUCAGUCGUCAAUAGUGAAACCCACAAAUUGGCUAUGUGGAAAGCUUGGUUAUCCAUUGUCAAUGGUGUUUUGUUCUUCUUGGAUGUUAUAUUCACUUUCCGCGAUUAAAAGUUAUAUAUUAGCAUUGUAAUAACAUAAAAAAUGCUUAAAAAGCACACAUAAAUUAGAUUCCUUACACUGCUAAUCAUAAAAUGUCCAUGUCAUAAACAGUUUUAAUUUCAGUUGAAUAAAGUGUCGUAAUGAAACAAUAGA